This is a messenger RNA of Rhipicephalus microplus (southern cattle tick), 10240 nucleotides long. Its product is annotated as serine/threonine-protein kinase DCLK1. NCBI's taxonomy places the organism in Eukaryota, Metazoa, Arthropoda, Arachnida, Ixodida, Ixodidae. The record is from RefSeq and is a predicted model, not a curated record. Gene Ontology annotation, biological process: protein phosphorylation; intracellular signal transduction. Gene Ontology annotation, molecular function: ATP binding; protein kinase activity.
CAACCGGCAAGAAGGGUUGCUGGUGAGCCCAAGAUGGCCACAGCAGCCGAGCGGCCCCCGUCCUUUGGCGAAGAGGUGCCCCGGCAUUCCCGGCUCUGGUUGCCGCCCGUGCCUCGGCGCCGGUCCGAAGCCAACGGUGUGGCAUCGCCCUCAGCGAUGAGAACCAGCCUGCAGAAGUUGUCUGAGGGGAGGAAAGCACGGCGCCUCACCUUCUUCCGCAAUGGGGACCGCUUCGACAAGGGCCUGGUGUAUGCGCUCUCACUGGAGAAAGUACGCACAUUUGAAGCCCUUCUGGAAGAUCUCACACGCAUAAUGGUGGACUUGCCCAUGGGCGUCCGGUUCAUAUUUUCGGAAGAUGGCCGAGAGAAGGUGUCCCAGCUUGAACACUUGUGCGAGGGCUGCGUCUAUGUGUGCUCCUCAACGGACCACUUUGUAAGACUUCCAUAUGGGCGUCAGGAGCCGCCUCGUCCUCACUGGACCCUUGGUCGCAGUACCCGAGGCAUUCCUGGGACUCCAUCCUCCUCACCUACCACGCAUCACAACACCUUGCCCGCUCACCAUGGCUUUGUUCGGCCCAAGCUCAUUACAGUUAUUCGCAAUGGUGUACGUCCAAGAAAAGCAGUAAGAGUGCUGCUGAAUCACAAAACAGCCCGGUCAUUUGAGCAGGUGCUUGACGAUGUUACGAAAGUGAUCAAGCUUGACUCCGGUGCCGUGCGCAAAGUUUUCACUCUUACAGGAAAACCGGUGACCACUUUGGCUGACUUCUUUGGUCCAGAUGACAUUUUCAUAGCGUAUGGCCUUGAGAAAUAUUCGCACGACGACUUUGAUCUAGACUCCGAAGAGUGUAAGCAUCUCAAUGGUGCUAUGCGAAUGCGCCGGGAACAGCGUUUUUCAUGUGGCCGACCCAUGUCCCCCAUUUCAGAUGUGUCUUCAAACCUGAGUUUCCAGAGUUCUCACUCUAUUUCGCCCAAGGCAUCCAAAAAGCUCCAUUUUACGAAUCAUGUGGCUCUACCGGAGACAGUUGGACGGCUGUACUCGGUGCGGGAAAUGCUGGGCGACGGUAACUUUGCCACAGUCUACCAGUGUGUCUCCAGGGAGACGGGUGUUGAGUAUGCACUAAAAAUCAUCGACAAGGACAAAUGCAGAGGCAAGGAGCAGAUGAUUGCUAACGAAGUGGCCAUUUUGCGGAGGGUUCAGCAUCCAAAUGUCGUUCGGUUAGUCGAGGAGUUCAACUUUGACACUGAACUCUACCUGGUCAUGGAACUGGUCAAGGGGGGUGACCUGUUUGAUGCCAUAGCGGCAGCGACCAAGUUUCCCGAGUAUGAGGCAAGUCGCCUGGUUAGUCACCUGGCCAGUGCCCUUGCCCACCUGCACUCGUUGCAUGUCGUCCAUCGAGACAUCAAACCUGAGAACCUGCUUGUGGGUGUCCGGGGUGCGCUCAAACUGGCCGACUUCGGCCUUGCGACCGAACUUCCCCGGGAUGGCUCCCUGCUGUCUACAGUGUGUGGCACGCCGACAUACGUGGCCCCUGAGAUACUCGCCGAAACAGGUUAUGCUUUGGAGGUUGAUGUGUGGGCCAUGGGUGUCAUCACCUACAUAUUACUAUGUGGAUUCCCACCGUUUGUCAGUCAAACAAACAACCAAGAUGAACUGUUCGACCAGAUUCUGAGUGGGCGGUUCGAGUUUAUGGCUCCAUACUGGGAUGGCAUAUCUGCAUUAGCUCAGGAUUUGAUUCGAGGCAUGCUUCAGGUGGACGUGACGCAGCGCUUGACAGCAGUGCAAGUGCUUGCGCAUCCUUGGCUGCAGCAGCAGGGAGGUGGGGCAAGCAGGCAAUCUGACGCAUGGCAGGUGGGCCUUCACUUUGAAGAGCGGCCACGAUCCUGUCUAGAUGCUGCUGGCACGCUGCCAUCAGCCAUGUCCUGACGUCAGUCCCAGUCAGCGCGAAGAAAGCUGCGUGCUGCGGAUGCACAGCAUUUGACAUCUCCGUAGUGCCAUCGGGAAAAAGGAAAAAAAAGAGAGAGUAGCUUCGUCGCCGGAACAAAGCUUUGUGACUUUCAACUGCACCAGUGCAUACUGUACGUACCUCUACCUUGGAGCAGAGAGGCACUUCAAGGGAGGCUCUCCAGACAUCAUUUAUCAUCUGAAACCAAAGUCUCAAGCGCAUGCGUGCAGUGUGGGUGGCAUUAUCGCUCCUUUUUCCGCGCCUGAUCCUGUGAAAGAUCCUGCCUUGGUCACGCUGUUGCUCAUGGUGCCACUAGUGCAGCACAAAGUGGCUGCGACGUAACAAGAAGGUACGGUGAUUUGAUGUGAUGUAACAUAGUACGUGCAGUCAGUGUUGGAAGUUUUACGGCCGGUGGUGUCUGAGAUAAUAUCAGAUUUUCAAGUAGCUAGCGAGCGGUUUUAGCCAGUAAAUUUGGUACCGAUGCAUGUUUUUUGCGUGCACUAGUGCAAGUUUUCUUCAGCCAAACACUAGGCUGUAGAAGUGUUCUGGUUUUACUCGGAUCCAAUGGUCUGUAAGCUUCUCAUGCCAUUUGCACAAACCUACAAACCCACUGCAAAAGCUUUUUGAAGCACGAUAGUCAAAGUUUGUGAUGACUUUGCUAUUUAGGUUCAAAUUCAAGGAACAUUGUGGCUCAAUGACGUAGAAUCCAUGAUUCUUAUUUGGAUAUGCCAGCUUCAGCAAAAUAGAAUUUUUCUUUGAAAGCUUUUGCAGUUGGGUAUAACAAUACAUUGUUAUAUGAAUCGGUGUGGCACACAAGCUGCUGCAGCGUGGUCCCGGUACGUUUUUGCGGAGAUUAUGAGUGGGUGAAUGCUUUCAUUUUUUUUAGCUGAAAUGUGCAAUCGCUUUUAUUUUGCAAAACUAGUUUCGCUGGGCUGUACUGGCUUCCCUCGGUUUGUGAUGAGAGCUGACCAUUACGCGAUGUGCCCCGUAGCGUCGACAUAGGACGAAACGUGCAAGUUUCCGAGCAGCACUCUUUUUUUAACUAGUCAAGACUUCCCGAGUGUGCCGGAACAUGGCCAUUGUCGCUUUGCUCUAUGUGUUUUUUACUUGGCAAGCCAUGCUGACAAAGUUAGGCUGUUUUACGUGUGGAAUAUAUUCACAAUGUCAGUUCAAGGUGCCAUAUUGCACAGUUUUGUUCGAAAUAAGACCUCCAGUAAUAUAAUGUUCCUUCUAUUACCUUUUAACUUGAUUACCUUUUGAUUACCUUUAACUGAUUACUUUUAACUGAUUACCUAAGAUUACCUUUUAACUCUGCACCAAUAUUUUUUGUAUAAGGCAGUACCUUUGCAUUUCAUAGCAGUUGCAUGCUGUAUAAUGUCUAUUUUGCCGCCCUGUCAAGUAACACUCACUGCUUUGAAAUGCAGAAACAUAUUUCAAAGGGUGGACUAACUUUGACAGCGUGGCCUGACAUGUAUUGAAUGGGGAAACAACUGCAUGGUGCUGUUUCUGUCUUUUUCAUUAUUAUUGUUACUGUGAAUUAUGCUACUACUUUUACUAUUACCUUUAAUCAUUGAUGCAUGUCUUGUGUUGGGCUGCACCCGUGUUUCUAGCAGCCACUUUUAUUUACGAUAUUUUUUACUUUAUGUGAUCCAAUUUAGUGUGUGGCACGUUUUAUAUUGCCAGUGUCCUGCACUUCAGUGAAAGCUUUAAGGCACGCCGGAUGAACACUAACAAGGGUAACAAGAAUAAGCUGCCCACCUCGCAAAACCAAUGGCUGGUUCUAAUGCCCACCGAUAAUCUUCGAUGAUCGUUCCAGUCAAACCCUCUUGUAGGAAAGCAAUUGUACACUAUUCAACAGAUGAGAGGUGUAGGUAAUUGUCAUACUUGAUGUACUGGUGCGAGCCUUAGUUUUUCGUUGAACUGCCUGGAACUGGCAUGACGGAGUUGCUGUUUACUGAGCGAGAGACACUUCUGAAGAUUGUGAGUGGUUUGUUUUUGUGUCAUAACGUUUAUUUCCUCUUGUUCUAAACUUUUCUUAAUGCUUGUUAUGCAUAUCCAAAUGUUUUACCAUGUGUUUGUAUUGGAUAGAGUAGGAAUGACAACAAGCUUGUUGGUUCAAAUUCAGGUGAACUGCGCAGCAGUAAGAGAACAGUGGAUGCAGUGCUGACAAUAUGUGUACAAGUGAUUGUGUCAGAGUUGCUGUGAUUUGUGUUGAACAAAUUUCUCUGUGCACUAUACGUGUACAUGUGCAUAUAUUUUGCUCAGUAAUUCCCUGCGCUACAACUAGGUUCUUUUGUUUUCCUGCCUGUUCACUGCGUUUAGUUUUCAGACUAUGCACUUCACUAUAAAUCCACAGCUUCUAUUAGGCUGCCUUUCUUGAUGCCCAAGUGACUAUGCACGAUAAUUACAUUUGAGACAUGACAUACACCAUUUUCUUUUAACUAAUGAAUGACGUUUUUAAUUAACAUUUUUAACAUUAAUAUUCUUUGUGAUCAUGGUUUGAAAGUACUUGCUGGUCGACAGAAUGAAGUUUACUACAGCUAACAAAAGAGAGCAUAAAAUGUAGCAACCUUAUUACACACCUCUAGUUUAUGUGGCACCCUACAUGUUAUGGGGAAUCACUGCUGAGCAAGCCAUUUUGACAUUUCUGAAAAUAGGCAAAACUUUUCAAUUGUAAAGCAUUGUGACUCUAUGCAUUUUACUUGGUACUACAUAGCUAGCUAGAAGCAAAACAGAACAUGCAGUUUCACUUGAGAAUAACAGCUAAAGCGAUAUUGCAGGUAGUAUGAUUCUCAUUGCUUCAGAGGGUACUGAAUGCAGUCGAUGUUUGUAUUGGGGCACACAGAUAAUUCCAGCAUUAGUGCCAUUCAGAAGCACGGGUAGCAACCUGCCUGUCAGAUAGCGCUGUACUCUCUUCAACAUGUUGAGGCUGGCUUGUUGACACGGUCGAUUGGCCGCCUCCAGUUGUCUCGUGUAUGUAGAGGUACCGUAAAAACCCGCGUAUAGUUCGGACCCGCGUAUAGUUUGAGGUGUAACUCUGGGAUAGCAAACGCGAGAAAAAACAUUUUCACGUGAAUAUUUUUCGAGGAAAACAGAAAAAAUGCAUUUAUUUGCCUGCAGCAGCUCGAUGUGCACAGCGAGUUGUGCAGCUCGUUGCUCCCGAACAAAGUCCGUCAGUUCUCGUUCCACGUCUGGAAAUGCUCCAUUUUUCGGUCCCCGGAAACUUUUUCUCUUGCCGCAGCAUGCAAAAAGGGCUUCCUUCUGCUUCCGCCAACCCCGAAUGCUCCGCUCAUUCACGCCGAACUGCCACUCCACGGCACAGUUGCCGAUGGUUUCGGCAGCAGAAAUAACUUUCUUCUUAAAGGCAGCCGAGUACUGCCUGCGGGGUCCCGACAUGGCUUAAAAUCACGGAAGUAAAAUCGUGGCCGUCGUGAUGUGCGCCAAGUGAUUGCAAUGGCCACUGUUGCUCGCCUGAUGCACGCCUGUACCUGUAGGUCUCUAGGACUAACGCCGCUCACGCUAUCACGCCACCUAACGUAGAAGUGCGCAGACACCUGAUAAUGAUGAUAGCACCAACCAAUGCCGAAACCAAAACUGAAUUCGGGCCGAAAUUUUUUUGGGAUCCGCAUAUAGUACGGGGCUGAAAUUUCGCACCCUAAAUUUUAGAAAAAACCCCGGAUUAUACGCGGGUUUUUACGGUAUGCAGUAUGGGAAGCUAACAACUACAGUAUGUGUCAUGAGGCUUGCUCUCCAACCUGUCCAUCUCCUCGCCCGUAGCUGUGUGCGAAUCCUGCAGCUGUACAAUAUUUCUGCACCUCUGGAAAACACAAUUUUCAAUUCUUGCUCACUGUUCUAAUUUUUGCUUUUGUUGAGUUUGUGGGAUCUCGUGUCUUGUUUACGUUUCUCGAGGAAAGCUUUAACUUGGACUAGUCGGCACUACAUACUGAUGUAGUUGCGCUGAGUGAAAGGCUUAAAGGAAUAAGAACUAGGAGCACAUAUAUUUGUCACCCGUCAUGGUGGUCUAGUAGUUAUGGUGCUCAGCUGCUGAACCGAAGGUUGCGGGAUUAAAUCCUGGUCGCCGUGGCUACAUUGCCGAUAGAGGGAAAAUACUUGGAUUUAGGUGCGCUGUAAACAACCCCAGUGGUCAAAAUUUUUUAGAUCCAUCACUACAGCAUCCCUCGUAAUCAGGGGAUGUUGAGACGUUAAAGCACCUACAAUUUUUUGCACAUACUUGGCCUUUUCUCAUUGUCCUUAUUACUCUAUGCCUCCCACUCAGCACAACUACAUUAGGAUGUGUUAUCUUGAGCACCAGAGCGUAAUUUAUAAUGGCUGAUUUGUGAGGAUGGCUCUUAUAGGCACUUUCAUUUUGUUGCUAUUCUCGUUGCACAGAUGAUAAUAUUUAGAGCUUGCUUAACAAACGGUCCCUGGAAAGGUCGAAUGCUAGCAUGCACAGAAAAGUAGUGUGACCCUUAAAAGGAAGCCCAUAAGUGUUGCUACAUCGUCACCCAGGGCAGGAAAUGAGAUUUUGUCACCUCUUCUCGUGUUAGUAGCACCCAGUUUUCUGAAAUAGUGAUCCCAUGUUUUCCGCACUACGCAGGCCUUACCUAGAGAGCAUCUGUUACUUUUGUUUGUUAUUAAACAGGAUUGGCUUGUAACCUCAAAUUUAUAUUUUCAUUUUGGCAUACCAAUUGGGGCAUCUCUAUGACUGCGGUGUUUCCUUGAUGUCCAAAAAGUCACAAGUUCAAUCGAUGUCUAUGCCAGCAACAUAGUGAUGACCACACUUUUUAAAAAGAAAAAAAACUUUCAUGCUACAUGUUUUAGGCAAACAUUGAAAAACCCCACGAAUUGAAAGUUAUGCAUUACCCAAUCAUUAGGCAUCUCAACUUAGGCUCUAUGUUACUUUAGAUGCAUUUAUUAUAUCAAUUAAUCUCAACAAUGCCUAGCCAUCACACCUUGCUGCAUUUUGUAUAUUCGGUAUCUGCUGAUGCAAUUAUAAAAUUACUGUUUAGCAGUUAUGCACAUUACUUUAUCUGUUCAACUCUAUUCUUUCAUUGAGCCAUUAUCUAUACAGUACACCUGCUAAUUUUGUGGCUUCUGAAGAGUGUGGCACAUGGUUUGCAAAAAGGUAACCUAGAGAUUCUAUAUGGAACAGCAUGCCUCAAAAUCAUUUCAAUAUUCUGGCAUAUAAAUCCUUAGAGUUGGAAAUCCACCCUCAUCAUAUUAUUGUACAACUUUUAAGGCGAUCUCUGACAUCACUCUCUAUAAGUAGCACUACUUUUAUCCUUAUUGUCAACGAGAGCACCUCUCGGAGCGAGUGCUACAUUUUAAUACAUAGUGAUGAUAAAGUCUCGCAGAUACAUAAUGAUCGCAGGAAGCACUUCAACAGUGAAAUCCUGUAAUAUUGGCUAAACUGGUUUUGCUUGUUUUCUUUUCGUUUCGAUCUUUAAGUGUAACGUGGAUAACCACUUUGCUAUCAGUGGUUGCGUGCAAUUUAAAGAUGGUACUGCUUGAAGACUUUUCAAAAAAGGUAAAAGUUUCACGCAUUAUUCUCGCACCAAGUUUUUUGGGAGUAUAAGACUACAUUUUAUUUCAAGUUUGCUUAACGUCAAAAAACAGUCUGCCAGUUGGAGAUGCUGGUUUGUGGCUUAUGCUAUGGUUGCCAGUGGCCACUAUGUAUGAUAUAGCUGGAACAUUCUAAUUUGCUUUAAUAGAGGGUUCAGGUGGGGGGGGGGGGGGGGAGUGAGAUGAAUGCAGUGCCAACAAAAAUAUUUGUUAAGGAAGGCCUCUACUCUAGACAAGUUGAAUUUUCUCAAAAUUUAUUGUCAACCUCACCAACAUCAUGAUACACCACUGCAGAGGGUGAGUGUAACAAGUACAGGAAGACACUGCUUCAACAUGUGCUGCACAACAUGCAGAGUGUGUUGGCAUUACUAGAGUUGUGGCUUGGUGGCGUCAUAACCGAAAAAUCGUGUUUUUGAGCCUCUACUGUCUGCCGCAGUCACAUUGGCAACCUCCAUGAACACAAGGCGCAUGUGAAUCUACAUUCGUAAUGUGCGCUGUGUUGGCACUGCCUAAAGACAGCUCAUUCGAAAGGCAUAUGUGUUUCAUUGAAAGCGAUGGCAAGUCAUGUUCAAGUCAAAGAGUGUUUUGGAAUACAGCGGUUAGUGUCCUUUUCGUGCACCACUGCUUGACAAUGACCUACCAACUCAGCUAGCAGUCCUUGGUUGCACCAAAUGUAUGGGUGUGCUUUUGUAAAACAAUAAACAAGGCUACAUGGUUCACUCAUAGUAAGCAUUAGGGUUUGGCAGCCCAUAUUUGCUAUGAAUUUUUUAAGCACACAGGAUGUAACAUUAUUGCAGUAGCUAAUAUGAAUUUUUUCUUAAGUUUAAAAUUUUAAUAUUAAAAUUAGCCUUGGCAUUUCUUUAUAGACUUUAUGUAUACCUGUGCAGUGACCUAACUAAAGUUUUUGCGUAUGAGUAGCAGUGCACAAAUUUUAGUCAGUAGCUUACAAUAAGACACCUGCAGGUUGUAUCUCUUCAAAGUUGCAAAAUGGAAGGAAGUAGGCUAACCUUGGGUAGUCCAUAUUCAUUAAAGCCACUGCUGUAGUGUAGAGUUCACAGAGCUUCACUUGCGGUGUUUGACUGCUGGCCCAAAGGUAGCAGCAUCGAAUCCCAGCAGGGGCAGCCACAUUUCGAUGAAGGCGGAAACUCUGAAGGCCCAAGUGCCUAGAUUUAGGUUGACAUUCAAGAGGUCCAGGUCACCGAAAUUUCUGGAGUCCUUCACUACCGCAUCGUAAUUAUGUCAUAGUUUGGGGACGUAAAACCCCAACAACACACUGAGCGAGCUAUCAAUUUUACAAAGCGAGCCACUCGCUCGCUAGUUUCGUCCCUUCAGCGAAGCAUGCGCAGCGAACCAACGUGCGGGCGUUCUCCAGGCGAAGCCUCUGCUCAAUCCGCAGUAGCUUCAAUCGUGUUCAACGGGUGGUGCAGCAAUGAGUUCCGAUGUCUCCGCUAAGACGAUCGGAGCAUUCGCUCAGCUAUAUUCUUGCACUCCGCUCCUCCGCUGCGACCACUGGCCCGCUUGGUCGCUUGGCUAUUACUAUAAUAACUAAGCAGUGCAGUGAGCAAACAUAGAAAAUAGUCACUUUAAACACACAGUGGAUCAAAGUGAAGUCUCAUAAUGUAAUAAGUUAAUAACUGCUAAUUUAUGUCAGGGAAUUUUUCUAAACAUUUGAUCAGUGUUGACACAGACAUGAGCUAAAGAACAACAAACAGCUUUGCUAUUCAGAACUCUGUAAUGCAUCGCACAUUGUAGCACUGAUUGUACUCUUGUGUGACUGCUUGAAUCACUAUUUUGCAAGUUGCCUAAAAAUAAUUUUUUUUUUUAAUUUCUCAAUAGAUAGCACUGUGCUCCUUUGAACAAGUGCAUUUGUGUACUAACCAUGAGUGUUGCAGAUGCUGAAAAAUUACACUUGACAAAAAUGAAAUUAUUUUAUAAUUUUAUUGAUGCCUUCUGACUAUGGUGCAUUUCUUCUGCUGAAUUUAUCUUGAUUACUUCAUCUGGUCUGAUGUCUGGACUUUUAAAGUGUCUCACAUCUGUUCAGUGGUAUGAUAUAACUGAACUAUUCUGAAGCACUCUCAAGGGCUACAUGUUCACACCUCAACAUAUGUACAUCUUACUAUGGGUCAUUUAUUAUAAGCAUUGCACUUCUACUGCAUUGGGUGUUUUGUUUCUGUUGUUUUUAAGGAUGUUUUUUUAUUGAAUGCUCGUGCAGUUCCUACAUGAGACUACAGUCAUAGCAUCAAUAUUUGUGACUAGCUCUGACAAGCAAAAGGGUGUAGAGGUAUUGUGACUUUACUUCCCCUUUUGUUUAAUUCGGUUAUGUGAACACUGUACAGACUAGCACUUGGAAACUAGCAAUAACAAGUCUUAUAUGGGCAUGAAUGCAUUACAGUAGGUUAAAGCGAAUUCCUUGCAUUUAUAAAUAGAAAGAAAAUAGUAUUGCUGAGUGCUUGAAAACCAGGAAAAGAUUUUUUUUAUGUAUGUGUCUUGUCUUGUAUUGUUAUGCUAUAAAACCGGUUAGUGACAAUUUUAAUGCAGCCCAAAUGGUUGUAUUGUAGAUAUCUGUGUUCUUGGCUGUUUUCAGUCGAUGGUGAAAUAAUGUAUGAGGUUGUGUGAUUGAAUUGCUGAAUGUCUGUUGGGAAUGUCCAGAGUGGUGAAACAUAUUGGUGCUUCUUUGUACGUUGCUUGGUAGACUGGCCGUUCGUUGCACUAAAUCUUGAAUACUUUUUACACCUA